AUGGAUCCGGCGCUGGGAGCCGCGUCGCCCAUGUCAGGUGGCAACAAUCAGGCCCCCGGUUUAGCCGCCCUUCCGAAACGCGAAGAGAUUCCUUCAAGUCGAAGUUCGAUGGCCGAUUCUGCCUCCGAAAUGUCCGAAAGCGACACUGACGCAAUGUCCUUAUCAGGCAUUUCAGGAUUCUCUGACUACAAUCGCGGCUCGACAAGGCAAAGAACGAUCAUUGAGGAGCAAUCUCAGCGGAUAAAUACGAUGGCACAGGAGAAUCGAGUGAUGAAAAUUGAAAUCGACAAAUACAAGAUCCAAGUCGGAGCUCUCCAGGAAGAAAUAAGAAGACUCCGACAAGCGUCCGUCAAUAUUCAAGCGCGCGCAGAGCAGGAGGAGGAAUACAUCUCCAACACGCUUUUGAAAAAGAUUGAAGAGCUCAAAAAGGAAAAGGAAACGCUAGCAAAUUAUUACGAGAAGGAAGAAGAAUUCUUGACAAAUCAGCUCAGCAAGAAACUUAACCACCUUCGACACGAAAAGUGCAAUUUAGAGAGAACCCUAGAACGCGAGCAAGAAUAUCAAGUCAAUAAGCUCAUGAAAAGAAUCGAAAGAAUGGAGCGGGAAGCUCAAACGAAGCAUACUUCCUUGGAUCAGCUUCGCCGAGAAAAAGUAGAGCUAGAAAAUACUCUCGAGCGAGAGCAAGAAGCUCUAGUCAAUCGGCUCUGGAAAAAGCUUGAGCGGCUUGAGACCGAGAAGAAGCACCUUCAAGCAAAGAUUAAUGAAAAGCAUGCUUCCGGUACCCAAGUGGAGCAACCAAGCAGCAACCCCCGCCCAGUUGUAAAGAACGACAAUUCAGAAAAAGUAGAAUCACAUGUAAAACACCUAAAACGAGAAGUCGACCGGCUACGCAAGCAGCUCUUUCAAUCAACCCACGAAAGUUCUGCGCAAAUGCGCUCGAUGGAGACAGAAGAGAGGCAGCUCCGAGAGAAGAAUAUGCAUCUUCAGAGAAAAUUGCAACAAGAGAUCGAGCGGCGCGAAGCACUCUCCCGUCAUCUUUCUGAGUCUGAGUCCAGUCUCGAGUUGGAGGCUGAUGAGCGUUAUUUUCAAAACGACUUGGCGUACACUCGCGGUCGUCACUCGCCUGGCCCGUACAGUUCCAUCCACCCAGCCACAGUUUCUUCCGUUUCUUCAAGUUCAUCCGGGUUUGUCCAGACAUCAAGCUCGGCUUUCACGACACCGGUCAGUCCUUAUCGAAGCAACAACCAUCAAAACAACGCCAUUCCACAGCGAUCUUCCCGUUCUGUAACGACCCCGGACCGGUUUGUAAAGCCGAGUCCCCCACCAAGCCCAGGUCAACAACGCUUAAAAGACUACUAA
Messenger RNA from Oikopleura dioica, 1359 nucleotides. NCBI's taxonomy places the organism in Eukaryota, Metazoa, Chordata, Appendicularia, Copelata, Oikopleuridae. The record is from the annotation of a GenBank genome assembly.